UGGCUACAGUGUAACUUAUCUGACAGUGUACAUAGAACAAGGAGUCAGAACACCUCAAUGCCGAAUCAGGAUGAACACCAGGACAUACCUCAUACUAAUCUACUAUCUCCUAGGAGCUGGCCUGUUUUUACCUUUGCAGAUUUCAUCUUCAGUUGACACCUCUGUCGGAGGAAGUAACAUUGAAGAUGAAGAGGACAUGUUUAGUGUCAUCGCUAAACAUAACAAAGGCAAUAAGAAGCUGAUGACUCAAGGGGAUAUUGCUGUGCGUUUAAGUCGCAGUGCUCUUGGUUGUCCUUCGAAGUCUUGCUUCUGGCCUAAAUCCGUCAUGGGGAUUGUUAACAUUCCAUACACACUAUCAUCUGACUACGCACCUGCGGAUACUAUGGUUAUAUUGUCUGCAAUGCAAGAAUAUGCAACUUUGACCUGUGUACACUUCACAGAACGAAAAACAGAGGUAGACUAUGUCCAGAUUCGAUCUGUUGAUGGAUGCUGGUCCUAUCUGGGCAGGAUCGGAGGUCCUCAGGAUCUGUCCUUGCUGAAGUCCAGCUGUGUAUUGAAGGGUAUAGUGCAACAUGAGCUGAACCAUGUGCUAGGCUUUGUCCACGAACACACAAGAAGUGACCGCGACAGCUACGUGGACAUCGUUUGGGCAAACAUUGCAAAUGGUUAUGCGAGCAACUUUGAGUCAGAACGAGACACCAACAACCUGUUUUCACCGUAUGAUUAUACAUCUGUAAUGCACUAUGGCCGAUACGCUUUUAGCAAUGGUCAGGGUCAACCCACCAUCAAUCCAAAACCUGAUGCCACUGUACCUAUUGGACAGAGAUAUGGACUGAGUAGCUUGGACCUCCUGAAGAUAAACCGUCUCUAUGAGUGUGAUAUCUGCAGUUUUUUGCUUACUGAGCCUUCUGGAUCCCUGAGCUCUGCGAAUAUGGACACAGUUUCAUUGAAUAAAUCAGUCUGCGUUUGGCUUAUCCGUGCGCCUGCAACAAAGAUUUAUUUGCAAUUUAGAACCCUUCACACGGUUUCUGGAUCCUCUGGCUACAUGAAAGUUUAUGAUGGAGUCAGCAAGACAUACCCUGUGCUGCUAAGCAGAGCGUUUCAGGGGGGAGUAGACCUCCCUCCGCUGGUGACCUCUGGGAACUUGAUGUUGCUUGAGUUCUCAAGAAUUGGAUCUUCAUCUUUCACAGCCUCGUACUCUACAGUUACCUGUGGGGAAACGGCAACAUCUGUUAAUGGAAUCCUGUCAUCCCCUGGAUACCCCAUAAGGUAUCCGGCGUCCACAGACUGCACCUGGACUAUUGUGGCUGCUGUUGGCUACAGGAUUUUACUGGAGUUUACUUUCUUUUCACUGGAGACAUCGCGAAACUGUGUUUAUGACUACUUGGCCAUCUAUGAUGGGUCUUCAUCUGGACCGGAGAAAGUCUGCGGUGCCAAAAAGAUUUCCGCGCUAGUCUCCACGGGGAGUUGGCUAAUGCUGCAGUUCCACAGUGACAAAACAGUGCAGUGUGUUGGGCUUCAGGCAAAGUUCAGUUGGGUUUCAUCACCGUGAAUCAGGAGGCAGCAGUCAGACUGUAUGAAAGAUUCUGAAUAUGAGCACUGAACAAACGCUGAAUGGUAAAUAAAAUGGCAUGAGUCAC
Messenger RNA from Pelobates fuscus (common spadefoot toad), 1640 nucleotides. RefSeq names its product hatching enzyme 1.2-like. Bases 71 to 1552 code for a protein of 493 amino acids. The transcript has 13 exons. Gene Ontology annotation, biological process: proteolysis. Lineage: Eukaryota; Metazoa; Chordata; Amphibia; Anura; Pelobatidae. Gene Ontology annotation, molecular function: metalloendopeptidase activity; zinc ion binding. The record is from RefSeq and is a predicted model, not a curated record.